Molecule: messenger RNA, 1911 nt
Organism: Saccharomyces paradoxus
Lineage: Eukaryota; Fungi; Ascomycota; Saccharomycetes; Saccharomycetales; Saccharomycetaceae
Gene: UBA2
Product: E1 ubiquitin-activating protein UBA2
Exons: 1
Coding region: 1-1911 (636 amino acids)
Biological process (GO): protein sumoylation
Cellular component (GO): cytoplasm; SUMO activating enzyme complex
Molecular function (GO): SUMO activating enzyme activity
Source: RefSeq, a predicted model, not a curated record
AUGGCCAGGGAAACAAAUUUAGUAACAAUCAUCGGUGAAGACAGCUACAAAAAAUUACGGUCUUCAAAAUGUCUCCUGGUUGGUGCUGGGGGGAUUGGGUCUGAAUUGUUAAAGGAUAUAAUAUUGAUGGAAUUUGGUGAAAUUCAUAUUGUCGAUUUGGACACUAUUGACCUUUCGAACUUAAAUAGGCAAUUUCUUUUCAGGCAGAAGGAUAUUAAACAACCAAAAUCUACCACAGCUGUAAAAGCGGUCCAGCAUUUCAAUAAUUCCAAACUAGUGCCCUAUCAAGGAAAUGUUAUGGACAUUUCUACCUUCCCGUUACAUUGGUUUGAGCAAUUUGACAUUAUUUUCAAUGCUCUUGACAACUUGGCUGCAAGACGGUAUGUCAAUAAGAUAUCACAGUUUCUAUCACUGCCCUUAAUAGAAUCUGGAACAGCUGGAUUUGAUGGAUACAUGCAACCGAUUAUCCCCGGGAAAUCUGAGUGUUUUGAAUGCACAACGAAGGAAACACCGAAGACUUUCCCCGUGUGUACUAUCAGAUCGACCCCUUCUCAGCCAAUUCACUGUAUUGUUUGGGCGAAAAACUUUCUAUUUAACCAGCUAUUCGCGUCAGAGGUCUCUGUAAAUGAAGAUGAUGACAACCAGGAUUGGGGCACAGAUGAUGCUGAAGAAAUUAAGCACAUUAAACAAGAAACUAAUGAAUUGCAUGAACUACAGAAAAUUAUCAUCUCGAAUGAUGUAUCGCGUAUUCCAGAGAUCCUUAAUAAAUUAUUCAUUCAAGAUAUAAAUAAAUUGUUAGCCAUUGGGAAUUUAUGGAAAACAAGAACGAAGCCAGUACCAUUGUCAGAUUCUCAGAUAAAUGGGUCUAUUAAGACAACAAAGUUUGGCUCUAACUCUGUUGGAACACUACAGGAGCAAAUCAAUCAUUUCAUCAAUAUUACACAAAAAUUAAUGGAUCGCUAUGCCAAAGAGCAAAAUCAUAUUGAGUUUGAUAAAGAUGAUGUUGACACUUUGGAAUUUGUCGUAACGGCUGCGAAUAUAAGGUCACAUAUAUUUAAUAUCCCAAUGAAGUCCGUAUUUGACAUCAAACAAAUUGCUGGUAACAUUAUCCCGGCUAUUGCAACAACAAAUGCUAUUGUUGCCGGUGCGUCAUCAUUAAUUUCAUUGCGUGUUUUAGAUCUUUUGAAAUAUGCCCCAAUCACUAAGUAUACUGACUUGAAUAUGGCUUUCACGGCAAAGGCAAGCAAUCUGUCCCAAAAUCGUUAUUUAUCAAAUCCGAAACUAGCCCCUCCAAAUUGUAAUUGUCCAGUCUGUUCCAAAGUUUGUAGGGGCGUUAUUAAGUUAUCCAGCGAAUGCGUGAAGAAAAUGAAACUAUCUGAUCUAGUCGGUUUAAUACGCGAAAAAUACACAUAUCCGCAGGAUAUCUCGCUACUAGACGCAACUAAUCAAAGGUUAUUACUUGAUUUCGAUUUCGAGGAUUUGAACGAUCGUACUUUAUCGGAAGUUAAUCUUGGAAAUGGUUCUAUAAUACUGUUUUCCGAUGAAGAAGGUGAUACGAUGAUUCGCAAAUCCAUUGAAUUAUACCUUUCUGUUGAUGAUGAACUCCCUUGUGAUACGUGCAGAUUACCGGACAUUCAAGUCCCAUUAGUGAAGACUGGUAAUAGUACAUCAACAAAUGAAGAGCAGGAAAGAGGUGAAAAAGGUACAGAUGCAGUUACAACCGCGAAUAGUCAUGGGGAGGAUGGCAUCGUGAUAUUAGACGAUGAUGAAAAUGAGAUCGUCAUUGAUAUGGAACCGAUGAAUGGCUCAAAGAAAAGGCCGAUUGAUACUGAGGUUUCUGAGACGUCCAGUAAUAAAAGGACAAAGUUAGCGAAUGAAUCAACUAAUUUUGAUAUUGUUGGACUAGACUAA